Messenger RNA from Saccoglossus kowalevskii, 1536 nucleotides. RefSeq lists its product as uncharacterized. NCBI's taxonomy places the organism in Eukaryota, Metazoa, Hemichordata, Enteropneusta, Harrimaniidae. The record is from RefSeq and is a predicted model, not a curated record.
AUGGCCGCCGCCAUGUUGACAAAACGUGGCAAUUGUUUUGCUGGACUGACCCGUAAUCACGGAGUUCGCUGUGAGUCAGUUUCAGGUAUUAAUAUUGAGGCUUAUGUUUCUGCUAUUUCUGAAAUUAUUGAUGCCAAAACUAUUUUAGCUGCAUCUCGCAUUAAUGGCAGUGUUAUUGUUUUUCUGACCUCAGUUGCUGACGUUGAUAAAGUGUGUGCUAAUGGACUAAAUGUUGGUGAUAUGUGUAUUCAUGCCGAGGCAUUGGUAAAACCAGCCACUAAAAUAGUGUUGUCUGGGGUUCCUCCUUUUAUAACGAAUGCUACUCUUGACAAGCAUUUAAACAAAUUCGGUCGUAUUGUCAGUACGUUCCGAUACAUCCCCAUCGGAAUUAAAAAUCCCGAGCUGAGACACAUCAAGUCUUUUCGAAGACAGGUUCACAUGAUCUCUGAAAACGAUAGUAUUGAGGACAUUAUACUGAUAAAACAUGAAAAUCGACUCUAUAAAAUUUAUGUAUCAACAGAUAAAAUCACGUGUUAUAAAUGCUUUAAAAAAGGACACGUACAACGCGAUUGUCGUCAAGGUACCCGGUCGCAAAAUAAAACGAAUGCUGCGGCUGAAAAUAGUCAACAGUCUACAAACAACACUCCAAAUGACGAAAACAAUCAACCAACCGUCGAGACUAAUGGAUACAAUGUCGACGAAAAUACCCAAUCUGCACCACGAAGAAAGGAUGAAAAUAAAACAGAUGAACAUCACAUAGACGGAAUUGAAUAUGAAGACAGAACUGAAACAGUUGAACCAAGUCAAGAUUACAGUCAAAGCCGUGACGAUGAUAUGGAUGUUGGUGGGGAUAACACACAAAUCACGAGGCUUUUUGAAAAUGACCUACAUACUGACGACGCCGGUGACGACGCCGGUGACGACGUCGAUAAUGAUAGUACUAAUAAUGUACAAACUGAUUCAUUGUCAACAUCGUCAGAUUUUUCAAAUACCAGCGAGGAGGUGGUACUAACCCACCCCUCAACCAUCCUGCAUUCCUCCGAUCCUGGCUUUUGUGUUCCGUCUUACUCCUCUAUUGUAUCGGGUUCUAAGCCCAUUGAUGUUUUUGACCGAAAGGUCAGUGACCUUGAUGGUCGGUCUGAUGACAGAGAUGAAAUGGAGUCUCUGUCGUCAGAGGUCUCCGAACUCUCCGAAGUCAGUACUGAUGAUGCUGACUUAAAAUUGUUGGAUCAAGAUACAAUUACAUCCUUUAUCCAAAAAUCUUACAAUCAUAAGCGCAUAAUUGAAUUCGCGACAGAGUUCUGUCCAGAUCUGGGAAUACUUAUUAAAUCUAUUAACCACUACCGGAAAAACACUGAUAUGCCGGGCAGCGAAAAAAUCCGUAUCCAGCGUAUGAAUUCAAAACUAACAAGUUAUUACAAGAAAGUACUCAAGAACCCAGAAACUACCGUCAGCACAAAGGAAAAAGCAAAAGAAGUAUUAUUGAAUACACAACGGGGUAUACCCUCCAACACUGGAGGUAAACAAAAGAUCUAA